Messenger RNA from Culex pipiens pallens (northern house mosquito), 2789 nucleotides. RefSeq names its product protein cup-like. The coding region runs from base 274 to 2178 and encodes 634 amino acids. The transcript is spliced from 4 exons. Gene Ontology annotation, molecular function: mRNA binding. Gene Ontology annotation, biological process: negative regulation of translation. Lineage: Eukaryota; Metazoa; Arthropoda; Insecta; Diptera; Culicidae. Gene Ontology annotation, cellular component: cytoplasm; nucleus. The record is from RefSeq and is a predicted model, not a curated record.
AUCAAUCGCGCGGCUUUGAAGUUGAUUUCGUCCGUCCGAUCGGAUUAGAAUGUAGAAUUAAGUGCGGCCAGAAGGCACGAUAGAUUGGAGCUAAGCCAAGUGUGGUGAUUUCACCUGAGAUUAGGGACUUUCUAUUAUUUUUUUAUAAGACUGCGUGUGUUUUGCGUAAUAGUAAUAAAGUUGUUCUUUAUCUGGCCUAUUGAACGAUUAAGAAAAAAGAAUAUUUCUGUGGUUUUAAAUUGUGCGAAAAUUUAAGAGAAAAAGAUAGAAAGUAUGGUGAAAAUUUUAAAUACCAGCUCCAACAACAACCUGUUCUUCAACUCUGAACAAUACAACGAUUGUUCAAGCUUCUUGAUGAAAGCAGAUGAUCCUCCGCUGGAAGAGCUGGACCCGGCCAUCCUGAGCUGCGGAUUGCCGGCGAUCGUACUAUCGGACAUGCAGCAGCAGAACCAGCCACAUCCGGCGCUGGCCUCGUUGAGGGCCCCGAAGAUCCGUUACACGCCCGGCCAGCUGCAAGCCAUGCGCAAGUCGGCCCUCUGCUUUCGCCGACCGGUCGUUGCGGACGAUCCCCGCAUUGGCCAGUUUGCCAUCUGGAGGAGCGCGAGCCAGCUGAAGCGAGGUGGCCGGGGACCACCGUACACGUCCCGGGCCACGGAACAACAGAAGGGUGAUCGGGGCGAUGACAUGAACGAUGGGAAGCCACAGGAGAAGCCUCCGGGUGGUGGAAUUGGACUUCAAAAGUUCCACUAUGGGCGUGAAAAUGGGUUCGUUGGACCGAGAUUCCGUCGCAACUACGACUUCAACAAUCGCAACCACCACGUGAUCGUGAAGAACUACCGCGGCGGCGGUGGUGGCUACGGCGACGAUCACCACCACCACUACCGCCUCCAGGACACGGUCAUCGAGGAGGAACCGGAGUGGAUGGCCGCGGGGCCCACGUCCCGCCUGGACACCAUCGAGCUGCGCGGCUUUGACGAGGACGUCUCCCCGAACGCCUCGCUGGAGAAGGCUUCCUCCGAGGAGCGGAAGGUUGGUGGGAAGCAACACGUUUCGUUCUACGACGAGCUGCACCACUACGAGCACAUUGUGGGUGGGGCGAAGAAUCGCGGCGGUGGGAAUACUUCGUCGGGGGAUGUGGAAAGUGUGGCCACGUCGAAUGGGAGCUCGCCGCCGCCGGCACGAAGCACGCCGACUAAAAGUGUGGGCGAUUGCAACAAUAACUUGGAGGGGGAUGAGAAGCAGAGGAUGGGACAGCGGGACGGGGUCAACGUGAACAAUUUUGAGGAGUUUAUGAAGUUUGACUCGAUUUUGGGGACCGACAGUGGUGCCGGCAACAGUGGCGCCCAAUCCGGAUCGCGCUUCAGCAAGUGGUUCCGCCGUGGUGCGAAUGGGUACAACCAAUCGAGCGGGGCGAACUUCCGCCAGGCGUUCCUGUCGAACAGCGACGCCAUUGGCAACAAUCGCUUCCCCCAGCAGCAGAACCAGCAGCGUCACUACGGACAGCAAUCUGCGGCGUACGGCAACCGUGGCUUCCACCCGUCGGAGUCUUACGAUCCGCAGCAGCAGGGUCACUUUGGCGAUGAGUCCAGCACGGCGUUCAAGCGCCUGGUCGACAUGGUGGCCCAGAACCGUGCCAGCAACAACCUGCUUGCCCAGCAGCAGUACCUGAUGCAACUGCUCAACAAGAACCAGCAGAGCGAGAUCUUGCGCCGCAUGCUCAUGAAGAACGCCGUCGACAACGUCGUGGCCGACACGAACCAACAGCAGCAGCAGCCGGCAAGUCAACAGCCGCGCAUUCCGACCCAGCAAGAGCUGCAGUUCCACACCCAGAGCAUCAUGCAGAACGCGCUGCUGCGCAAAAAGCUCCAAGAUCAGCGCAAGAUGCUGUACGAGCAGGCCGUCGAACCGGCCAACCCAGCCGUCCAGCAGUUUGUCCAGUCCGUCUGCCCCAACAUCCAGCGCAGUCUGUCGGUCCUCAGCCAAACGGCGAACCAAUUCUCCGCGCCACCGCCACCGCAGCCGUCGUCCGCCAACUCAAUGUUCCCCGGCGGAUCGACCGCGGCCGAGCUGUCCAACUCGCUGCAGCAGAUGCUGCAUCUGUCGCAACCCCAGCAAGGACGUCACGCCGCCAACCGUGGUCGCUUCGGCAAGGGUUCCGUCACCUGGAACCUCAACUGACCGGCGUUGUUUAGCUAGGAGUGCUGCGCAUUUGUUCCUUUAAAUUUUUGCUUCUUUUUUCCCAAAAGAGAGAGAAUUGACUUCUCGCAACCUAUUUUGUUCUGGCGCCGGUGGCGCUUCAUCUGCUGGAAAGUAGUUUUUUUUUUCUUUUACUAUUCAAAGUUCUCAAUUAUCAAUUUCCCCCCCAAAAACAUUAAUUUGUGUUGCGUUUUUUGAUCGAUUUUUCUCUUUACUGUGUUUCGUUCCCUCAUUAUUAUUGUAGUAUUUCUUUUACGGCUAAAAGUUUCCAUCAUUACUCAUUUAUUUUCUAAAAAAACAAACAUUUCUGUAUUUGAAAAAAAAUGAGGCAACAAGUUUAGCUCCCAAGACGAUUGUUUGUUAUCUGCAAGAGAACAAAACGAAACAAAACGGUUCACAAAUUACACCAUUGCUCGGGCUUGCUGAAGUUUGUUCUGUUUGCUGCUCGUAACCAUUUAUCGAACCGACAUCGCCAUUUUAUGCUGAACUGAAAUUGGCGUUCGAACCAUCUGCGAAACAUCUUCAUCAUACAUAGUGAAUUUAUAUUUUGAAACUCAAACUUUAUAAUAAAGCAAUUGAAUUGUAAAACUAAA